GUAGCAGCGCGGCGCGGGGCUCUCGUCCUCCCCGUGGAGCUCCUCUCCGUCCGCUGCUGGCGGAUGCGGAAUUUCUGGACGGAGGGGCGGCCGGUCUCCAGAGGCGGCCAGAAAGGCGGAGGCUCCGUGAGGAGCGUGACCGAACGACAGCUCUGAAAACAGAUAAGACGCUGUGGGAAGUAGAAUGUCGGAAGAUAUUGUAGGAAUUGAAAGAGAAGUGGAAAUUGAAUUAGGCAGAAUCAGUGUUUCCUCGUUUGGAACAGAUGAUCCCGAGCCUGACACGGAGGGAUCAGAGGAAGCCUUGAGUGACAGUGAGCCAGUUUCAGGUGACCUACCAGAAUCAGUUCUUGCCUAUUUGAACUUUAUCAAGAGCAGCAAUCAAGAUGCUGAGAAGUUUAUACUGCAGGACUUAGGGGAUGAGCAAAGCAGAAAUUACAUUUAUGAAGUAGUUUCUUGCCAUCCUUCUGAAUUGAAAGAAGAUACAAAACAAUUUAACGAAAAGAUACCACUUGAAGUUGAAAAUAAAGACUUGCAGCUUGCUACAACACCUGAUUAUAGUCAGUCCAUCAGUGAUGAAGCAGUCACUGAUGACCACUUACUUACAGCUGAUCUUGAAAUGAGAAUAAGUCUUGCCCAUUGUGAAAUAGAAGAACAGUGUAGACGAGCACUUGAGCUUGAAGAUGAGAAGAUGAAAAAGUGGAAAGCUGAGAGGGAAAAACAGAAUGAAGAGGAACAUGCAAGAAGGGUGAAGCAUCUGGAGCAAUUUGAGGCUGAAAAAAUAAAGUUAGAUCUUCUUCAUAAGAAACGCCAGGCUGCAAUAGAAGAUGAGUUACAAAAAGGGGAGGAAGCUUGGAGAGACAAAAUGAGGCGACAUGAGGAAUUGAUCAUGAAGCUACAGUUGCAAAUGGAGGAGGAAAGAAAGGCCUUGGAAGAACAGAAAGCAAAAGAAAGACAACAACUGGCUGAACAACAGAAUAUAGCAGCUGUGAAAAUCCAAGCUAGAUUUAGAGCAUUUUUAGUCCGUAAAAAAUAUGCUCCCAUUUUAAAACAAUGGAAAUAUGAAAUGAGAAAGAAGCAGAAAAUACUAGAGGAAAUAGAGCAAGAAAUGAAAGAAGGAGAGGAAAAACUGAGCAGGGAAAUGCAAGAAAACAGGUUAAAGAGAGAAGAGGAAAGAAAGAGGCAAGAAGCACUUGAAAGAAAACAAUAUUUGAAACAGGUGAGGAGGCGUGAGGAAUAUGAGAAAAAGAAAGAAAGCCUGAGAUUGGAAAGAGAAAAACAAGUGCAAAUAAGAAAAGAAGAACAAAGAAAAUUAGAACAAAAAAGAGCAGAAGUUGUGAUGUGUGAAAAUGUAGAAAAUAACAUAGAAGACAUAAAAAAGGAUAAUAAGACAGAAAAUAUGAAAGUAAUUAGAGAAGAGAAGGAGAAACUAAAUAAACAAGUAGAGGAACCAAAAGAAAAGCAUGCUGAAAUGAUGGAUGAAACAAUUAAUUGGAUGAUUCCAGCAGAAAGAAAUUUGACACCAAGCGUGCUAGGCUAUGAGAAGGAACACCCUUCUCGAGUGAAUAAUGAGAACUUACACAUUAAUUCAGUAACACAAGUAGAAGAAAAUUACUCACAAACAAGUUAUCUUGAUAAAGUUUCAAAUGGCCAUAUUUCAAAGGAUGAAUCUCUUAACUUUGGUGCUAAUGUCAUGGCAGAAAGUAAGGCAAACUGCAUAUGCAGCAGCCCUCCAAAUGUCCAGCCAAAUGCUAAUAACAGAGAAAAUACAGAUAGAUUUUCUCAUGAAACUAUGAAGAAAACUUUAUUUCUGAUGGAAAAUGCUAUUGAAGAAGUCGGAGACACCUGGGACAGUAGUCAAGAUGUGGCAGAUUCUUCUAAUAAAGUAACUUUUCCUGAUGAUAUUGAAAAGAAGAGACUAAACUGGAUGAACAGGUGCAAAUCUUGGUCUAAAAUAUAUGAAGAAAACCAAAGAAAGCAAGCAACUAUAAGAAAACGACUAAGGAAAUGUUCAUUCAGCAAGAUGCCUCCACUAAGUACAGACAAGAUAAUUCAUAGUGGCCCUUGGAGUACUUUGCAACAGGUCACAACACUUACACUCGAAGAUUUGCCAGCUUGUAGCCUCUCAACCUUAUCUGAGUGUUCAAACCUUCAAGUUUUGACUCUGAGGCGCUGUGGACUGGUUGCUCUGGAAGGACUAAGUAGCUGCAAAGACCUGAAGUAUAUCAAUGUGGAGGACAACAACAUUCAGAUAAUUGACUGUGCAAAUCUGGAAAAUCUCUGUAUUCUCAUUCUGAAUAAGAACCGUCUUUCAUCAGUUUGUGGCUUAGAUGGAUGCAAAAACCUCCAAAAUCUUGAACUUUCCUACAAUAAAAUCACUCGAAUUGGUGGUCUGGAGUCACUGAAAAAUCUUCAACAAUUAAUUGUGGACCAUAAUCAGUUGAUCAGCACAAAAGGUCUUUGUGAGGCACCUACUCUCAUUCAUCUAGACUGCUCUUACAAUUACCUUGCACAAGUUGAAGGCAUUGAGAAUUGUGGCCUACUUCAAGUUCUGAAGUUGCAAGGCAAUAAUCUCCAGGAGGUUCCAAGGCUGGAAAAUCAUGUUCUCUUAAGAGAACUAUAUUUGGAUGACAAUAGCAUUUCUUCUAUGAGAAUGCUUUCUUUGUAUUGGUUGCCUCUAUUGCAGAUUCUUUUGCUGUCUCAAAAUAGAUUAACUGACCUUGUGCCUUUAAAUUCAUUUGUAUUUUUGGAAAAGCUAGAUAUCAAAAAUAACUGCUUGUCGGAUCUUAAAGAUGUCCAUACAUGGUUUAGUGGCUGCAAUAAACUAAAGGAGUUGUCAUUGAGUGGGAAUCCUCUUCUCCAAGAAAAGAACUGGAGGUCUUCCAUGUUGGAGGUCCUUCCUAGUUUACAGUUGCUUGAUGGUGAAAUCUUAACCCAUCAUACUUCACCCACAACUGAAAAAGUCAAAGCAUCAGAAUUGGGAGCUUUUCUGGAACUUUGUCAAGCUCAAAUUGAAGAAACUACUCAACUGAAAAAAAAAGCUGCUGUAUUGGAAAUUACUUCUUCUGUUGAUUCUGUGCUGGAACAAUGUUGGUAUUUCAAUCAGUUAAUGAAGCUUAGUAUUAAACAUCGAUAUGUACAUGAGUAUGGUGAACUAAACAUUAAUGACAGAGAUGGACCAGAAGCACUUCAAAAUAAUUUAAAGCAAACAUCCACUGGCUGCCUAGAGGAGAAUAACCUCUUUAUCAUGGGUGUGACAGAAAAUAAACAGGUCUUGUUGGAUCCUUCCAAAAGAUUGAAUACUACUGGUGAUAUUCAGGCCACAUUCAUUAACUCCUCCAUACCUGCGCAUCAGAAGGAAAAUAGAGGAGAUCAGAGAGCGAAGCAGAAGAGCACUGAAUCUUGUAUUAAUUAUAGUAGGGAGAGCAAAGGCAACAAUAACAUGUCAGACCAACUCACAUUGCAACAGUCAGUGAUAGUAGCAAGUGAUAUGGGAAGAAAUCUCCAGCACUUUGGGAAUGGUACAGAGAGCCUACGUAUGGAAGCAUCCUCGAUCCAGUCCUUUUGGCAGCAAUACCAUGCUCAGAGGAAAAAUGAUGACUGCAAUAAAACAGAGAAUCAUCAGUUUGUAGAAGCUUUGAGACAGAAACAUGAAGCUGCCACAGUAAUUCAGGCAUUUUGGAAGGGAUGUCUUUUGCGAAAGAAACUGGCCAGUGCUCUUGCAGAUGUUAAAAGUGAUGAAUUGGAAGAUGAAUAUGAAGAAAUUAAUGUGGAUGCUUUCACAUUUUCUGAAGCUGCAUUAGAGAAGGAAUGGCUAACUCUAGAUUCCACCCGUUUCCCUUCAAAAACACUCCUGCUCUCAAACCAGCUGCACUGGCCAAAGAAGUUUUCUAGGCCUUCAGAUUCCAGUGAACAUUCAAAUAGUUUGCCAUUAGCACCACAAGAAGUUUGGCAGUGUGCUAACAGACCACAGUCAUACUCAGCAGAAAAAUACCAUUUUCAUAGCAGGGCAGGGAAGGAAACAAUGUCACAGCUUUCUAACUGUAAAGAAAAAAAGGAGUUUUUAUUUGUGUCAGAAAAAGAAGAGAAAAUAUCAGAAGAAUGGGGUUUUAAGGAUAUUUCUACUGCACAGUUAAUGCUGAAGAGGGCCCAUAAAAUGCAACCUAAAAAAUACAGUAAUAAAAGUUUAGACCCAGCUGUGCGACUGGCGUUGUUCAAAAACAAUGAAAAUAAACAUCUCUCUGUGAAACCACCAGGGAAGACACAGCCUAUAAGUACUGGAGACUUUGAAGGUAAAAAAAUUUCUCAGCUGGAUGCUACUUUAGAUGAGAAAUUACAGAGAAAAGACUUCACAUACCAAUGGCUUCAUGAACAGCUUUUGGAUUAUGAAGCACCCAGUUCCAGAAAUACAAAGUGCUGUCGUUUUUUGCCUGAGUUAGAUCCUGCGAUAUGCGACAACAGACAAGUACAACUUGUGGCAAGCUCUGUAAGCAGAGAAGACAUGGAUUUAGACCUUGUUUCCAUGGCCAGUGGAAGUGCUUUGACUGAGAACAGAGAAAAAAAUAAGCUGCCACACAGACACUCAGCAAGAUCCUCAAAAAAGAAUAUUUCUACUCCAGAAAAAUCAUGUUUGGGUCCAUCUCAUGCAGAACGGAUAUCAUUUCGAGACCAUCCAGUGCAGCUAAGUGGAGGAUGGGGAGCAGGCAAAAAAAGGCAAAAGCUUAAAAAUAUUAGCUGAAUAUUGGUAAUAACUAGUUGAUUUAAUCAAACACAGUCAGCAUAUGGAGAUCUGUUUCUUUUUAAGCCUUUGAAUAUCAGUUGUUGGAUUUUCAUUUAUUACCAAUAAACCAGUUUCAAUUAACUACUUUUGACUUAUUUUAUUAUACAUGGUUACGGUGGUUGGGGGUUUGUGGGAUUGUCAAAAUAUUUUAUACCUGUCAGUAAGUUAUCAUAGUUUGUGUUUUCAAUUGCUUAUAUGUUCAUGUGGUAUAGAAUGCAGAACUGAUGAACUCUACAAGGUUUGUUGUACAGUGACUAAGUUUAGGCUUGCUUAUAAGAACUGGAUGAGAAGUCCAAGUGUAAUAAAGGUUCAUGUUCAUGUGAUAUAUGUCACAUAUUGAAACACUGGAUUCUCAUUUUCUCACAAAAUAAAAUGCAUGCUUGCAAAGUGUGAGGUAUAACAGGAGGCAAUGCCAUUCUUAGGGAAGCCUGUUCAGAAAAUUUUACUGAACCAGUAUACAAAUGAUGAGCAUGCACUUUCCUUUUACUGGGAAGAUGAGCAGUCCUUCAUCUAGAUCUUUCAUCAUAAGUUAUUGUUAUAAUAUGUUAAAGCAACCUGUUGUUGUUUUAUACUUUCAAAUACUUCUGUUUCGUAGAGGAUUGAUUAAAAAUAAAUGGUUCUCGUUUUAUAUUUGGAUAAUGUAAAAUCAGAUCUAUAUGUUACUGUUAACCCAACUUAAUUUUUUCACAUAGACAGGCUCCUUCAGACCCGUGUGUAAAUGUUUUGUGAUGCAAGGAAAUCUAGAGAAAAAGAAAUACUGUUUCUACUGUUCAUGGGUAUCUAACUCAUUACUUCUAGUCAAUGUUUUGUCCAUCAGCAUACAGGACAGAAAAUGUUCCUUGAUUUCAAAGCCUAACAUUAUUUUCAUAUUUUCCACUCUGAGGGUAUAAGUUGUUAAUUGGAUCUUUUAAAAGGCUGACUUUGGUAUUUCCUUUUCCGAUUCUGUAAGCCACAACCCCCUGUAGAUGGAGAAAGAGGUAGAGAGAGUAAUGGGGCUUGAAACUUCAGUCAGUAAAGAACAUAAAUUCUUGCAUUGUGGCUGGUUUUAAAAUGUACUUAAAUUAACAUGGGAUGUUAUUUUGUAAAGUGUUUUCUAUGCUAACAUACUUUUCUAACUAUGGAUUAAAGACAUUUAUCUUCAUUUUUGUGAAUACUUGCCUUCAUUUUCAGAUAAAAAGAUGGCUGAUCUCAUGGAAAACCUCCAGUAAAUAAUUUUGUUGUUUGAACCACUGUCCCGAUUUUAUUAUCACUUUGCUUUUGAAAAGUCAGUGCACCCUAUUUCAGAAAAGAUUUCUUUGCCUUUCUGAGGAAUUAUGGCCAGGUUGCUUAACCUGACUAUAGAAAUCCUAUGGUUGUCAACAGGAUAUAAAAUGUCAGUAGAUGUUUAUCUCACCUGUUUAAUUUUCCAAAUGUAUGUAGUGUUCAGCUUGAUUUUAGGAUCUGCAAUAUAAUGACUUUUACAUGUCACCAACAAAUACUGGAGCUUUUGCGAUUUUGCUUUUAACAUCAAGGUUAUAAUUUUUUUAGGAAAAACUUUGUCAUUUCAAAAUGUCCGCCCCUACACCUGGCAGACUAUGUAGCCACCAUUACAGGUAUUAACUGGAAAUCAAAAUACAAAAUCAAGAGCUUCAUAGCUUAACACUUCUUACAGAUUGUCCCCUCUAUUUGUCUAGAGUAUCCAUAAUAUAUGCACAUCACCAAAGCUGUAAAUAAGGGAUAUUUCAUAUUUUAUGCUUCUUUCUAUAUCUCUGUCAUCUAUAUCUGUAUCUACAUCUAUAUCCAAAAAG
Melospiza melodia melodia is the source of this 6564-nucleotide messenger RNA. It is a transcript of the gene LRRIQ1, whose product is annotated as leucine rich repeats and IQ motif containing 1. The record is from RefSeq and is a predicted model, not a curated record. Lineage: Eukaryota; Metazoa; Chordata; Aves; Passeriformes; Passerellidae. The coding region runs from base 185 to 4735 and encodes 1516 amino acids. Gene Ontology annotation, molecular function: protein binding. The transcript has 27 exons.